AUGACACGCUCACCGCCUCGUAAUCCCCUCGUCGCCAUAAUCGGCGCGACAGGCACAGGUAAAUCAGAACUGGCGGUUGAGAUUGCGAAACGACACAAUGGCGAGAUUAUCAACGGAGACGCGAUGCAGCUCUACGCUGGCCUGCCCAUCAUCACCAACAAGAUCACAAAAGAAGAACAGCAAGGAAUACCACACCAUCUCCUUGGAUGUAUAGGCUUGCACGAGCAGACAUGGGUCGUAGGGACGUUCGUCCGUGAAGCGUUGAAGACGAUUGCAGAGAUAAGGUCGAGGGGACGACUUCCGAUCCUUGUGGGCGGGACACAUUACUACACCCAGAGCUUGCUGUUUGAGGAUAAACUGGCAGAAGAGGGCGUCGAGGACGAGAAGCCGGACUUCGUUGAGGAUACGAGCAGCAAAUGGCCGAUUCUGAAAGAGUCUACAGAGGUGAUUUUUCAAGAGCUGAGGAAGGUCGAUCCGGUUAUGGCAGAAAGGUGGCAUCCGAAUGACAGGAGGAAGAUUCAGCGGAGUUUGGAGAUAUACCUGCAGACGGGACGAAAAGCUUCGGAGAUAUACGCUGAGCAACGAGCCAGGAAGAAUCAUGCGAAUGGUAAAAAUGGUGAUGUUGACAUGCUGGACACUCCCACGAUGCGAUUCCCAACCCUGCUCAUCUGGGUACACGCGCAAGCCGAUGUCCUGCGAGAACGACUCGACAAACGUGUGGAUAAGAUGCUCGAGCGUGGUCUUCUGCAGGAAGUGGAAACACUCGAGAAGUUCGUGGACGAGCAGGCUACGGCUGGGACGCCCGUGGACGAGACGAGAGGUAUCUGGGUCAGCAUUGGAUACAAAGAGUUCAAAGACCUCGCGCGAUUCCUACGAGACGGCGGGACGGAUCUGGAUCGGCAGAAGAAGCUUAUGAGCGAAGCUCGAGAGAAGACGCAGAUUGCUACGCGACAAUAUUCCAAGCGGCAAAUCAGAUGGAUCAGGAUCAAGCUUGUCAACGCCCUCGCAGAAGCCAGGUCCAGCGAGUCUCUAUACCUGCUCGACGGCUCUGAUCUUGCGAGCUUCGGAGGAGACGUCGUCGAGCCAGCUAUGGACUUGACCGACCAAUUCCUGCGCUCAGAGGACAUGCCCUUGCCAUCGUCGCUAUCCUCCGCUGCUGCAGAAAUGCUGACUCCAAAACGGGACUACGACCUAUCAGCGAACCCCGACAAAUGGAGCAAACAAUACUGUCUUGUCUGUGAUGUGACUUGUGUCACGCCGGAGCAGUGGCAGCAACAUACGCGGAGUAAGGCUCAUAGGAAGCUGACGUCGAAGAAGCGGGGUGCUGAGCGUGAUGUUGAGCCGCCGCCUUGA
Zasmidium cellare ATCC 36951 is the source of this 1353-nucleotide messenger RNA. RefSeq lists its product as uncharacterized. NCBI's taxonomy places the organism in Eukaryota, Fungi, Ascomycota, Dothideomycetes, Mycosphaerellales, Mycosphaerellaceae. The transcript has 2 exons. Gene Ontology annotation, cellular component: mitochondrion. Gene Ontology annotation, biological process: tRNA modification. The record is from RefSeq and is a predicted model, not a curated record. Gene Ontology annotation, molecular function: ATP binding; tRNA dimethylallyltransferase activity. Bases 1 to 1353 code for a protein of 450 amino acids.